Molecule: messenger RNA, 1278 nt
Organism: Ruditapes philippinarum (Manila clam)
Lineage: Eukaryota; Metazoa; Mollusca; Bivalvia; Venerida; Veneridae
Product: phospholipid phosphatase 1-like
Exons: 5
Biological process (GO): phospholipid metabolic process; phospholipid dephosphorylation; signal transduction
Molecular function (GO): phosphatidate phosphatase activity
Source: RefSeq, a predicted model, not a curated record
AUGAUAAUCAUAGAAACGGCCCACACUAUUUCCUCUACAAACAAACAGACAAACGAAAAGAAAUGUUUAGCACAAAAACUCUCGGUGAAGCUGUACAGAACUAUUGGAGCAUUUUUAUUCGCCACGACAUGUACAUUAUUUCUGACAGAAACCAUGAAAUUAUUUGGAGGAAGGCUCCGCCCCCAUUUUGUAUCUUUAUGUAAACCAGACUUUUCUAAAAUAAACUGUUCCCAUGGUUACAUUAUGAUACAAACUGACGUGUGUACAUCAGACGUUACAAAGAGGAAACUUUUAGAUUCAAGGAAAUCGUUCCCAUCAGGCCAUGCUUCUUUGUCAACUUUCGGUGCAAUAUAUUUACUGAUUUUUCUGCAGCUCCGUUUCACAUGGACGAAAAAAAUAAGAAUAUUUUUGCCAUUAAUACAACUUGGAAUUUUAUGCGCAGCCAUAUUUGUUUGUAUUUCCCGCGUGAAUGAUAACAAACAUCAUUUUAGUGACGUCAUCGCUGGUGCUAUUUUAGGAACGGUCAUAGCUUUAUUGUCGUUAAAAUACGUGUCUUGUAUACGAAAGGAUGUGUCACAAGAAACCCAUUAUCUACACGAACAAUCACGAGACAGAUCUAGUAAUCCUGUACUUAUUAACAAUAUAACAACAACAACAAAUUCAGGACAGUCUCCAAAUAUUGUUGUUGAGAUGAAAGAUGUAUGACACACACAUGUAUAAUGAUUUUACAGUCGACUCCGCUUAUAACGAACUCAAUAGGACAUUAAUAUAUCGUUCGUUAUAUCCGAAGUUCGCUAUAAGCGAAGUAGCAACACAAUUCACUGGCUUGUUUGGGUGUGAAAAAACAAUACCUGUCACUGAAUAAAAUUGAGCCUCGUCACGACAAAACCAACAUAAUGGGUUUGCGACCAGCAUGGAUCCAGACCAGUCUGAUCAGGAUCCAUGCUGUUGGCUUACAAACCCUAUUACAAGAAGAGAAACUGAUAGCGAACAGCAUGGAUCCUGAUCAGACUGCGCGGAUGCGCAGGCUGGUCUGGAUCCAUGCUGGUCGCAAACGCACUAUGUUGGUUUUGUAAAGAUGGACUCAUAUAUGUUGUAUGAAUAUAUAUAAUAUCAGAUCAUGUAUCUCACACUUGCCAACAAAAUCUUUAUAUAAUUCUGUCAUGAUUUGCUUCUAUGUCUGAUACUAAAUGCUGUCAACACGAUUAUUCAUUGUAUUACAGACCAAUUCCCUUUAAUAGUAUAACUAAAAGAAUGAUACAGGAAUUCAAAGUAAUA